AACAUGGCCGCCGCGAUGGCGGUUUGCGCUCGCUCUCACUGCGCAGGCGCGGUAGUUCCCUCUUGCGCUCUGAUGGUGACUCUUUGGCGGCGGUGCUCCCGACUUCUCGUUCCAGAAGUUUCUCUAAUUCGGCGGCGCUCGGAGGAGCGAGAUGGCGGCGGAGGGGAGCUGACUGCAGCAAUAGAACAGGAUUCGGAUAAAGCAGAAUAUUACUGCCAAAGAGCCUAUGCAUAUAUAUUGCUUCAGAAUUAUAAAGAGGUUGUCGAAGAUGCCAACAAAGCGCUCAUGUUGAAACCAAACUGUGCUUUGGCAUAUCUUAGAAAAGGAAUUGCGGAGUAUCACUUAAAAAUGUAUCAGUCAUCAAUGGAGUCCUUUACAAGAGGACAGGAGCUAGAUGAUGAAAAUGCUAACUUUAACACUUGGAUCAAAACUUGCAAGGAAAACCUGGAUUCAACAGGCCAGCAAGAUGGAAAUGAUGAAGAGACACACAAACAACGGAAGGCAGCACCAAAAAUAAAACAUGAUUGGUAUCAGACAGAUUCUCAUGUUAUCGUCACAAUAAUGAUCAAGAAUGCAAGCAAGGAUGAUGUGAAGGUCGAGUUUGCUGAAAGAAAUGUGAGUGCAUCAGUGAAGCUUUCACCAGAAAAUCAUUACAGUUUGAAACUCAACCUUCUACAUCCCAUAGCAACUCCGUAUUGUGCAGUCAAAGUGUUGGGAACAAAGAUUGAAAUAAAACUGAAAAAAACUGAAGCCAUUCGAUGGGAAAAGCUGGAAGGUGUCCUCCCAGAUGUAAAGCACUUCGUGCCAGUGCAGCCGCAGCGGUAUCCAUCCUCAUCUCACUGCACAAAGAAUUGGGAUAAGCUAGUAAUGGAGAUUAAACAGGAGGAGAAUGAUGAGAAACCUGAGGGAGAUGCUGCUCUAAACCAGCUCUUUCAGAAAAUCUAUGCUGAUGGGUCUGAUGAAGUGAAGCGUGCUAUGAAUAAGUCAUUUACUGAAUCUGGAGGUACCGUUCUAAGCACAAAUUGGACCGAAGUGGGCAAAAAAACAGUGGCUGUGAAUCCUCCAGAUGACAUGGAGUGGAAGAAACUUUGAUGUUUAAGCUUAGUGCGGUGUUUGUCACGGUUAAUUCAACUUUAAAAGCAGCUUAUGAACUUUUUCCUUCUGUUUCAACACUGAUUAUGUACUAGACAAUGCCUUAGGCUUGGAUGAUCUUUGCAUGGAUUUGAUGCAUUCUUGAGUCGGACAUUAAUGUUAGAAGUUCAAGAUUUUUUCACUUUUACAUAUUUUAAUGUUAAAGUGUCAGCAGUUUCCACCCACUGAAUAAAUUGGGUAUGCAUACAUAUAUGGUGUUGCUGCAUGUGUGAAUAGUUUUAUAUCAACCCUUGUUUGCAUAUCCAUUGAUUUCACCCACCUAACUAUUUGCUCUUGUCAUGCUGAUGCAGAGUUUUUUUGAAUAUUAUACAAGCGUGCUGCAUCUAACAUUGAUGUGGUUUUAUUUUGCUCAUGAGGCAGACUGGCAUACAUUGCAAUUGGGCUUCAGUUGCAUUAAUAUGAAUUAUUUGGUGUCAUUUUUGCGGUGGAACUUUGAACCAGUGAAGGACUGAUAAAGUAAACAAUAAGAAAAUGUCAAAACAAAGUAAAAUCACACCAAUUUUUUCAUUUUGCAAUUGAAUGUUUGUUUUCCUGUUUAGGGUUGAUUUUGUUAAAUUAAUCUUUUUGCUUUGACUACUCAUUUUGCUUUGGUUUCAUGAACUCUUUAAGACUUGAUGGACAAAUGUAAAUACAUUGCCUCUUUACUUCA
Molecule: messenger RNA, 1801 nt
Organism: Carcharodon carcharias (great white shark)
Lineage: Eukaryota; Metazoa; Chordata; Chondrichthyes; Lamniformes; Lamnidae
Gene: sugt1
Product: SGT1 homolog, MIS12 kinetochore complex assembly cochaperone
Exons: 12
Coding region: 4-1092 (362 amino acids)
Biological process (GO): protein stabilization
Molecular function (GO): protein-folding chaperone binding
Source: RefSeq, a predicted model, not a curated record